GACACGGAAGUAUUGUUUCACAAGUCAGCACCGGGGGCCGCUUUCGCGUGACAUUCACCGGUGUGUCCGGGGUUGGAGGUUGCUUGAACGGAGGAAUAAUAUCGCUCUUCUCGACGUAGCUGUUGUCAAAAUGAGAGUACUAAAUGCCGGACUGUCUUUGGCUAAAACGCAUCUUUUAGCACCACGAAGCGUCACUGUUACGAAGUUGCUCAUCAACAGCUGUCGGUCAUGCUCCUCCGGUGUCUUCCCCAACGAGAGGAUCCGCAACAUCGGCAUCUCGGCUCACAUCGACUCGGGGAAGACGACACUGACCGAGCGUGUCCUCUUCUACACCGGCAGGAUAGCGGCGAUUCACGAGGUGAAGGGGAAGGACGGAGUCGGAGCCACCAUGGACUCCAUGGAGCUGGAAAGACAGAGAGGCAUCACCAUCCAGUCAGCUGCUACAUACACCAUGUGGAAGGACCACAACAUUAACAUCAUCGACACACCAGGUCACGUGGACUUUACCAUUGAAGUGGAGCGAGCACUGCGCGUGCUGGACGGAGCAGUGCUGGUUUUGUGUGCUGUGGGAGGCGUCCAGUGUCAGACCAUGACCGUGAACAGACAGAUGAAGCGCUACAACGUGCCCUUCCUCACAUUCAUCAACAAGUUAGACCGACUGGGCGCCAACCACAAGCGAGCCCUGCAGCAGAUGAGAACCAAGUUGAACCACAAUGCUGCCUUUGUGAGCAUCCCCAUGGGUCUGGAGGGAAACAUGCGCGGCAUCAUUGAUCUUGUACAGGAGCGCAGCAUCUAUUUUGAAGGACCAUUCGGGCAAAAUAUCCGCUAUGAUGAGAUCCCUGCAGAGUUUCGUGCAGAGGCUGCAGAGCGGAGACAGGAGCUCGUGGAGUGUGUGGCCAACGCUGAUGAAAUCUUGGGAGAGAUGUUCUUGGAGGAAAAAAUUCCUUCUAAUGAAGACUUGAAGGCUGCAAUCCGCAGGGUCACAGUGCAGCGUCUCUUUACCCCAGUGUUGGUGGGAACAGCACUGAAAAACAAGGGCAUCCAGCCUUUGCUUGACGCCGUGCUUGAUUAUUUACCGAACCCCACAGAAGUCAAGAACUAUGCUAUCCUCAAUGACGAAGAGUCUAGUGAAAAAUCAAAGAUUCAAAUGGACCCGACAAGAGAUGCUUCAAAUCAAUUUGUUGGUCUUGCCUUCAAACUAGAGGCAGGGAGGUUUGGUCAGCUGACAUAUGUACGGGUUUACCAGGGCUGCCUGAAGAAAGGUGAAUACAUCUACAACACACGCACCAGCAAAAAGGUCAGAGUUCAGAGGCUCGUGCGUCUCCAUGCUGACCAGCUGGAGGAUGUGGAUGAAGUUUAUGCAGGAGAUAUUUGUGCGCUGUUUGGGAUUGACUGUGCUAGUGGAGACACUUUUACUUACAGAACCAGCGAAAACAUCUCAAUGGAGUCGAUUCACGUCCCAGAACCUGUCAUUUCCAUGUCAAUGAAGCCGACAGACAAGAACGACCUAGACAAAUUUUCCAAAGGUAUCAACCGUUUCACCAGGGAAGAUCCAACAUUCAGAGUCCAUUUCGACACAGAAAGCAGAGAGACCAUCAUCUCGGGCAUGGGCGAGCUGCACCUGGAAAUCUACUCGCAGAGAAUGGAGAGGGAAUACAACUGUACAUGUGUGAUGGGGAAACCCAAAGUGGCCUUCAGAGAAACCAUCACCGCUCCUGUAACGUUUGACUUCACUCACAAGAAGCAGAGCGGCGGCUCUGGCCAGUAUGGUAAAGUUAUUGGGGUCCUUGAGCCUCUGGAGCCAGAGGAUUCCACCAAGCUGGAGUUUGAAGACCAGACUGUUGGUACAAACGUCCCAAAGCAGUUCGUACCCGCUAUUGAAAAGGGUUUCAGGGAGGCCUGUGAGAAGGGACCGCUGAGUGGGCACAAGAUCUCAGGAGUCCGAUUUGUCUUAGAAGAUGGGGCCAACCACAUGGUUGACUCCAAUGAGAUCUCCUUCAUCCGUGCAGGAGAGGGCGCUCUAAAGCAAGCCAUGGAAAAAGCCAAGACGGCCAUCCUGGAGCCAAUCAUGUCUGUGGAGAUCGUAGCACCACAAGAGUUUCAGGGAGCAGUCAUUUCUGGUGUCAACCGUCGGCAUGGUGUGAUCACAGGACAGGACGGGGAUGAGGGAUACUUCACUCUAUACGCUGAUGUUCCACUGAAUGAUAUGUUUGGAUACGCCUCAGAAUUGCGCUCCUGCACUGAAGGAAAAGGCGAGUACACCAUGGAUUACAGCAGAUAUCAGGCCUGCCUGUCAUCCACACAAGAAGAACUCAUCCACAAAUACCUUGAGGCCACAGGGCAGCUGCCUGCAAAGAAGAGCAAGUGGAAGAACUGAAGGCUGUUCCUGUUUGCUCAACUGGACUUUGUCAUGACACCCUUCCUUCUUUAGGUACCUUUUCUGUCCAACAUCAACCAUGAAGCGACUUUAAUUAGUGAAGCCAAACGUAACUUGACAUUUCACCUUUGCUUUGUAGUAAAACCCUUAUUUAUUACUUUGAUUUCACCACAUUAUGACCUCAAGAUUCUGCAUUUUUUAAGAUGGAGAUUGAUAAGGAAGCUCAGUGUGUUGAGUUGAGCUUGUUAUGGCUUUUGUACUAUGUACAUAGUGGUUUUGAUUUAAUAAUACUUGCAGCAAAUACACAUAGGCUACCCUUCUUUUUAAAGUGUAUUUUUGUGCAGAUUGUUAAUUUCCCCCACAAAGUAAAGUACACACCACCGUGAGUGGCAAUCUGACACUUCACACAUGGCUGCGUCCUACAAAAACGGCUUAAUUUCAGGGUGAGAACUCAUUUUGUCUCACCUGUCCAGAGGUGUCGGUCUCAUCUGCUGUCUCUGGUAAGCUGUUUGGAUGACCUGAAAUGUCCGUUGAUGAAGCCUCAGGUCUAAUCGUCACACUGGGGCUCCCAUUUACCCCCAAUAAAACAGCCAGAAAAACAAGACUGCUCAAAGACAUUUUAGUUUCCUGGAAAACACAGACGUUAGAGAAAAAGGGAAAAGAACUUGUGUGGAAGAGUCCAAGCAGGGAAAUGACCCUCCCAUCAGUGUGGAGUUAUAUAACGACCAGGAGGAGCGGAAGCACCAAGGAGAGACUGUCCAGAUCAUGCUGUCUUCCUGACACCAUCUGCUUAUUUUUAUUUUUUUAUCUCUAACUAAACAACAUACUGUUCCA
Molecule: messenger RNA, 3211 nt
Organism: Solea solea (common sole)
Lineage: Eukaryota; Metazoa; Chordata; Actinopteri; Pleuronectiformes; Soleidae
Gene: gfm1
Product: G elongation factor, mitochondrial 1
Exons: 18
Coding region: 131-2377 (748 amino acids)
Biological process (GO): mitochondrial translational elongation
Cellular component (GO): mitochondrion
Molecular function (GO): GTP binding; translation elongation factor activity; GTPase activity
Source: RefSeq, a predicted model, not a curated record